Xyrauchen texanus (razorback sucker) is the source of this 2013-nucleotide messenger RNA. RefSeq names its product cell division cycle 6 homolog (S. cerevisiae) (gene cdc6). Bases 120 to 1799 code for a protein of 559 amino acids. Gene Ontology annotation, molecular function: DNA replication origin binding; ATP binding; ATP hydrolysis activity. NCBI's taxonomy places the organism in Eukaryota, Metazoa, Chordata, Actinopteri, Cypriniformes, Catostomidae. Gene Ontology annotation, cellular component: nucleus. Gene Ontology annotation, biological process: mitotic DNA replication checkpoint signaling; cell division; DNA replication initiation. The transcript is spliced from 12 exons. The record is from RefSeq and is a predicted model, not a curated record.
GGCGAAUCAGUCGGAAGAGAAGGUGCUGUGAAACCUGCUGCAUGUGCUUGCAUCGAUUUUCAUGAAGAAAUAAACACCAACUUAACUAAUACGACCUGCUGCCUGGUUUUAAAGUAAAAAUGCCCAGCACUCGCUCACAGAAUCAGCCCACCCUCCAAUUCCCUAGGCGCAAAUCGUCCAGGUUGAUUUCUCGACCUAAAAGCUCUGCAGAGAAAACAUUGGACACCCAGGCCACCCCCCUCUCCCCAAGAAAGACUAAUGUGGUGGAUGCACGAAGCGUCUGUCUGUCUCCUAAUAACUCUGUGUUGAAAAACACUUCGCUGUCUGAGAGACUGCCUCUGAGCCCCCGCAAACGCACAGGUGAUGAGAAUGGAUGUAACCUCCCGAUCUCUUUGCUCGGCUCUCCGCCUAAACAGAGCUGUCCCCCUCUCUGCUCCCCUCGUAAACUUUCCUUCAGUGAGAACACGCCAGUCUUCUCCCCUCCGCGUCCCACUCAUCCACCGAAAGUUCCCCUGUCUCCUAUCUCCCGUCCAUUGCCCAAACAGCCUCAGGAGACCACCAGCCCACUCGCCCAGGCAGAGGGGAAGACCCCCGUUGCUCGGCUCUUUCCUUUAAAAAAGUUGGGCUAUCAGAAUAUAAAGCAGGCUCUUCACACCGCAGUGCCGGAGCGUCUUCUGUCUCGUGAGGCUGAGAGGGCUACCAUUGUCUCCUUCCUGGAGAACCACGUGGUGGCAGCAAAACCCUCCAGCCUCUACAUCUCUGGAGCGCCUGGCACAGGGAAGACGGCCUGUCUGAACUGUGUUCUCCAGGAGCAAGAGGCUCUGUUGAAAGGAGUCCAGACUGUGGUCAUCAAUUGUAUGAAUUUGCGUAGCUCUCACGCCAUCUUUCCCAUGCUGGGGGAGAGACUGGGUGCCCCCAAGGGCCACAGCGAGGCUCGACUGGCAAAACUGCUGAUAAAAUCAGGGCCUACUGUCCUGUUGGUACUCGAUGAGAUGGAUCAGUUAGACAGCAAGUCUCAGGAGGUUCUCUACACAAUCUUUGAGUGGCCUUAUCUACCCAACUCUCGUCUCUGUCUCAUUGGUAUUGCUAAUGCACUGGACCUGACAGACCGUAUUCUGCCCAGACUGCAGGCAAAACCGCACUGCAGACCCAAACUACUCCACUUUCCCCCCUACAGCCGAGAGGAGCUCAAUGCCAUAGUCCAAGACCGACUUGCACAAGUGUCAGGCGAAGGUGUUCUGGAUGCGGCAGCUGUUCAGUUCUGUGCAAGGAAAGUCUCGGCAGUGUCGGGAGAUGCACGCAAAGCGCUUGACAUCUGCAGGAGAGCGGUGGAGAUCGUGGAAGCGAGUGACCGGUCAAAAACGGCAUCUGAAUCUGCAGAAAGUCUUAAAGUGUCACGUGUGAGCGUUCCUCAGGUGGCGCAGGUUUUGUCUGAGGUGUACGGCGACCGCAUGUCAUCCAGCAAUGGAGGGGAUGGCGAGAGUUUCCCUCUGCAGCAGAAACUUCUAGUGUGCUGCCUCCUGCUGAUAAUUCGCAACGGCAAGAGCAAAGAGGUUCAGUUGGGCAAAUUGUGUGAAGUGCACAGUAAGUUGUGUAAACAGAGGCAAGUGGGUGGAGUUGGGCAGACGGAGUGUUUGUCUCUCUGCAGUCUGCUGGAGAGCAGAGGUAUCUUCACUCUCAAAAAGGCCAAGGAGGCUCGAUUGACUAAAAUCUUCCUGAAGAUUGAGGAGCGAGAUGUGGAGAAUGCUCUUAAAGAUCGAACUCUUCUUGGAAGCAUAUUAGCGGGUGGUCUGCCAUGAUAAAAUGUCUGUCAUCCAUUGUUCCACCUGACAUGUUCUAGGAAAGAUUUUACUACUAUUUUAUGAAUUACAUUUUUAAGUAUCUCAAACUUGUAAAUAUUUUUUUUGUUUUAUUGCUAAGCUAUGAGACUGUGUUUGAGAGAGAAUUUUAUCCAAAAGGGUUGAUGUCAUUUUAUUACAUUUGUGGCAAACAUUUUGCCAGCCUUUUUUUGGG